GAGGCGCUGGGCAGGGAAGGAGGGAGAAGUCCGGCGGCGGCGGCGGCGGCGGCGGCGGGCGCGGGAUGGGCCGCGGCUGAGGAAUGUAAAAGGAUAAAAGAAUGGAUCCAUCACCAAGGGCCAGAUCAAUUGUUGUUCAUGUGGAGGGAAUGACAUGCAGUUCUUGCGUGCAGACAAUUGAGCAGCAUAUUGGGAAGCUAAAUGGAAUUCAUGUCAUUAAAGUUUCUUUGGACGAGAAGAGCGCCACCAUUGUUUACGACCCCAAAGAGCAAAUCCCGGAGUUGCUCCAGGAAGCCAUCGAAGACAUGGGGUUUGAUACGGUUCUUGGCGACACCAAACCACAGUCCGUUCCACAUGACACCACUUUUCUUACAAUUCCCACCCAGGCAACUCCAACCUGUGAACAGAUUCGUACCGACCUCCUAAAAGUCAAAGGCAUUCUGGACGUGAAAAUCUCUUCUGACAAAACAACUCUAGUUGUAACCUUUAUCUCCUCUAUUCUAACUAGCAAACAGGUUAAUGAAAUAGUACCAGGAUUAAAUUUGGACAAUGCAUUACAAGAUAAAAAUCAAGGAACAUGUGAAGAUGUAAGUUUAAACCAAAUAAAUGACGUGGUGCUAAGACUGAAAAUAGAGGGGAUGACCUGCCAUUCCUGUACGAGCACCAUUGAAGGAAAAAUUGGCAAAUUGCAAGGGAUCAAGCGGAUUAAAGUUUCCCUGGAUAACCAGGAAGCCAUGGUCACUUACCAGCCUCACCUCAUCACAUCAGAAGAAAUAAGGAAGCAAAUAGAAGCAGCGGGAUUCAUCGCCUCCGAAAAGAAAAUGCCGAAACCGCUGCAGCUGGGCUCCAUUGACAUCGAGCGGCUGAAGAGCAGCCACACCGGGCGCUCGGAAGGGCCCCCGCCAGAGAGUCUGGGAGGCAAGCCAGAGGGGAAGACCGUCGCCUUCCACGUGGAUGGCAUGCACUGCAACUCGUGUGUCUUCAACAUCCAGAGCAGCCUCUUGGCGCUGCCUUCGGUGAGCAGCAUCACGGUGUCGUUGCAAGAGAAGUCGGCUGUCAUCCAGUAUAACCCCAGCCUCAUCAGCCUCGGGGCGCUCAGGAGAGCGAUUGAGGCCGUCUCCCCGGGGACUUUCAAGGCCUGCGUUUUGGACGCGCAUGAAAAGGCCGAGCGCCUGAGCAACUCCAGAUCUCCCCCGAAGCCGCCUCUCCCCGUAGCUGUCCACAGCAUCGGGCCCCAUCCCCUCACGCUGGUGACCGUCAUCCGCAUCGAAGGGAUGACUUGCCACUCGUGCGUGCAGUCGAUCGAGGGGCUCAUUUCACAGAAACCGGGCGUGAAGUCGGUCUGUGUGUCGUUGCGGGACCGUAAUGGGACUAUUGAAUAUGACCCAACUCUGACCUCUCCGGCCGAUUUAAAGGACUCAAUUGAAGACAUGGGCUUUGACGCAGCCGUAGCUGUGCCGCCAAGCCCAGAGCCCAUAGUGCUAAUCAGGGAGCCUUCCCAGGAGAGGCUGGCUAAAACUCAAGAGAGCAAGCUGCCCAAAACAGUCGCUCACCCCAGCCUGUCGCCGGUUCCGAACAGACCAGGUUUGAAGACGCCGUCCAAAUGCUACAUUCAGAUCACUGGUAUGACCUGCGCUUCCUGUGUGGCCAACAUUGAGAGGAACCUGAAGAGAGAAGAUGGAAUAUGCUCUGUGCUUGUUGCCCUGAUGGCUGGGAAGGCUGAAGUGAGAUACGACCCUUCCGUCAUCCAGCCCCCGACGGUAGCCGAGAGGAUUAGAGAGCUGGGGUUUGGUGCUCUGGUGCUGGAGGAUUACGAUGAAGGCAACGGCAUCUUGGAGCUGGUUGUCAGAGGGAUGACUUGUGCCUCGUGUGUUCAUAAAAUAGAAUCUACCCUUAUGAAAACAAAAGGGGUUUUGUAUAGCUCAGUGGCCCUGGCAACCAACAAAGCCCACGUUAAGUACGACCCGGAGAUCAUUGGCCCUCGGGAUAUUAUACAGAUUAUACAGAAUCUAGGAUUUAAUGCUACAUUGGUAAAGAAAGACCGAUCUGCUAGCCACUUAGACCACAAGCAGGAAAUAAGACAGUGGAAACAGUCCUUCCUCGUGAGCCUCAUUUUCUGCAUCCCUGUAAUGGGGCUCAUGAUCUACAUGAUGGUGAUGGAGAGUCACAUGUCGGCCAUGCAGGAGGCUUCUAACUGGACUCUAGAAGAAAUAGAAAUAGAAGUUCACCACCCAUCCAUGUUUCUGGAGCAGCAGAUUCUUCCCGGACUGUCUGUGAUGAAUUUGCUCUCCUUUUUAUUGUGUGUUCCUGUUCAGUUCUUCGGAGGCUGGCACUUCUACAUUCAAGCCUACAAAGCCCUGAAGCACAAAGCAGCCAAUAUGGACGUGCUGAUUGUCCUGGCCACGACCAUCGCCUUUGUCUACUCCUUUGUGGUUCUUCUGGUUGCAAUGGCUGAGCAGGCAGUGGCCAAUCCGGUGACUUUCUUUGACACACCGCCGAUGCUCUUUGUGUUCAUCUCGUUGGGCCGCUGGUUGGAGCACGUGGCCAAGGGGAAAACAUCAGAGGCCCUUGCGAAGCUAAUUUCACUACAAGCAACAGAAGCAACCAUUGUUACUUUAGGUCCAGAUAAUAUUCUCAUGAGCGAAGAACAAGUGGAUGUCGAACUAGUUCAGCGGGGUGACGUUGUGAAGGUGGUCCCAGGCGGCAAGUUCCCCGUGGAUGGCCGAGUGAUUGAAGGACACUCGAUGGUAGACGAAUCGCUCAUCACAGGUGAAGCAAUGCCCGUGACCAAAAAACCUGGAAGUUCAGUCAUAGCUGGUUCAAUAAAUCAGAAUGGAUCCCUGUUGAUCUCAGCAACCCAUGUUGGGUCUGACACUACCCUCUGCCAGAUCGUAAAGCUUGUGGAAGAAGCUCAGACAUCAAAGGCACCAAUUCAGCAGUUUGCUGACAAACUGAGUGGCUAUUUUGUUCCUUUCAUUGUUGGUGUUUCUGUGAUUACACUUCUUGCUUGGAUUGUGAUUGGCUUUGUCAAUUUUGAAGUGGUGGAAACCUAUUUUCUUGGCUACAAUAAGAGCAUUUCCAACGCAGAGGUCGUGAUCCGCUUUGCUUUUCAAGCCUCCAUCACCGUGCUGUGUAUCGCCUGCCCUUGUUCCUUGGGGCUGGCAACUCCAACGGCUGUGAUGGUGGGAACUGGCGUAGGAGCACAGAAUGGCAUCUUGAUCAAAGGCGGAGAACCACUGGAGAUGGCGCACAAGGUUAAAGUUGUGAUGUUUGAUAAAACAGGAACCAUCACCCAUGGAACUCCCAUGGUGGUGCAGAUGAAGAUGCUAGUGGAGAGCAACCGGAUUCCCCGUAAGAAAGUCUUGGCGCUGGUGGGGACAGCGGAGAGCCACAGUGAGCACCCUUUAGGAGCAGCAAUCACCAAGUACUGCAAACAGGAAUUGGACUCAGAUACCCUUGGGGCAUGCACGGAUUUCCAGGUGGUGCCCGGCUGUGGUAUUAGCUGUAAAGUUACCAAUAUUGAAGCCUUACUCCGUAGCAAGAGUGAAACUGUGGAAGAGACCAAUGUCAGGAACGCUGCUCUCCUGAGCAUGGAUGAGAAGGCUGACCCACUCAUGCAGCCAGCUUUGAUCAUCAAUGAGCAGGUGCCAGGUGAGUGCACGUGGGACAGGAAGAUGCCUAGGGAGCUGUGUGGCCUGGUCGCCAUUGCUGACACCGUGAAGCCCGAAGCGGAUCUUGCUGUGCGGACCCUGCAGGGGAUGGGCUUGGAGGUGGUUCUGAUAACAGGGGACAAUGGCAAGACAGCCAGGUCCAUCGCUGCUCAGGUUGGCAUCACCAAAGUAUUUGCUGAAGUGCUCCCCUCCCACAAAGUGGCCAAAGUGAGGCAGCUGCAGGAAGAAGGGAAACGGGUGGCCAUGGUGGGCGAUGGCAUCAAUGAUUCCCCAGCCCUGGCCAUGGCUAAUGUGGGCAUUGCCAUCGGCACAGGCACAGACGUGGCUAUCGAAGCGGCGGACAUGGUUUUGAUCAGGAAUGAUUUGCUGGAUGUGGUGGCAAGCAUAGAUUUAUCACGGAAAACGGUUAAAAGGAUACGGAUCAACUUUGUCUUUGCUCUCAUAUACAAUCUUAUUGGUAUUCCGGUCGCUGCAGGCGUCUUCCUGCCGAUUGGCUUGGUCCUGCAGCCUUGGAUGGGCUCUGCAGCGAUGGCGGCCUCCUCUGUGUCCGUUGUGUUGUCUUCUCUGCUGCUAAAACUUUACAAGAAGCCCACCUGUGAGAAGUACGAGCGCCACGCCCGCACCCAGCCGAGGUGCAAGAGCUCUUCAGAAAUCAGUGUCCACAUUGGGAUUGACGAGGUUGGACCCGGGUCUCCGAAACUGAGCCUCAUGGACCGAAUUAUCCACUACAGCCAGGCCUCUAUCGGCUCCCUCUUCUCCGACAAGCACUCCCUCAGCAACAUUGCCCUGAGCGAGCCCGACAAGCAUUCACUCCUGGUUGGCCAUUCCCAAGAGGAAGACGACACGACCGUCUGAAGAGGUGGAAGAGGGCCAAGAGGUCGGCUCUUUGGGCAUCUCUUGCGCUGAAGGGGGGCUCUCUGGGGGUCUUUCCACCCCGGGGAGAUCAGGGUGUUCUACACUACUUUGCCCCUCUUAGCAGCCAGCAUGGGGCAGAAGGUUCCAAAAUGGAGCAGAAACCAGAGCUACAACAUUGGGUUGAUUUUUUGGGGAAGAAGCCAAGAUAAGGGCAUCUUCUGGUUGCUCCCAGCCCAUCGUUUCUAGGUCUCGAUGUUCUUUUCCUAUUUGCCAAAGAAGCGUGCCUUACUUCUACACCGAAGCGGAGGCCUUCUCAGGAAAGGUCUCGUCUGGAACUGGGCAAGAGAAGAAGCAGAGCAGUCCCCCUUCUGGAUCCCUUGCCUCUUGGCCCACUAGGGACUGGGCCCUCCUCCUCCUCCUCCUGAGGCUGUGGGAAGCCAGCCCGGCCCUGAUGCCUCCUGGGCCUCAGCAUCUCGUCUGUCCCUCCCUCCCCUGCCUCCUUUGUGGCUUGCGAGGAGGAACGCAGGGACCGACUCAGCUUGCCCUUCUCUCGCCUGAUUUGCAGGAACCAAAGCUGUGCCACUCCUUCCCACUCUUGUCCGGUUUCUCCCCUUCUCGUUUUGUGUGGGAGUCCAGCAAAAUCCGCUCUUCCUUUUCCCUCUGAUCAUCGUCCAGACCCCUAAAGAACUGACGUUGCCAGUUGCCUCCCUGUUGUUCCCAGCCUUUCUCGGGGGUUUCCAUCAUGCUAAGACUGAGGUGUCAGGUUUGCAUAGCUGGGGGGAUUCCGAGGCAGGGGCCUCUUGCACCGUCCUCCCUACCAGAUUGGUCUUUCUCCAGUACUAACUUCAAAAGACAAGAUUUGGCUUGAUUAUGAAGAGCUGUUUGGAGAACGAAAUUGGCCUUGCACACACCUUGAUGCUUUCGUAAUUUUGAAUUGGCAAGAAUUGCAAGAAUUAGCCCUGUAAGCUCAACAGUGUUUUUUAACCUGACGAUGGACUUGUCUUCAUUUAACACGGGGAGACACACCUAUCAGGAUCAAAGUUCAUGGG
This is a messenger RNA of Notechis scutatus (mainland tiger snake), 5575 nucleotides long. The record is from RefSeq and is a predicted model, not a curated record. Lineage: Eukaryota; Metazoa; Chordata; Lepidosauria; Squamata; Elapidae.